AUGGCAGUUUCUGUGGCUACCAAGGCUGGCCUGCAAACUCUAUCCACCACCAUUCAGGACGCCCUACAAGAGGAGAUGGUGGGCAUCCAGACUGAAGUAGCCCCCCAAGCAGGCCACAUCGAGGCACCUGAGCAUUCGACUGAGGCCCAGUCUACCAGGAUUGCUGCAACAGACACGGCAGUGUCCCGACAAGGUGAAAUGAUCCUAGCUAUGCGGAGACACCUGGAGGACCUGGAUAAUAGGGGCCGCAAGUGCAACAUCCGGAUACAAGGCAUAACGGAGGCUGAGGGAGGAGAGAAUGUGGAGGAGGUACUGUCGGGCCUAUUUCGGCUCCUGCUGCAGAAUGAAGCUCCCCAGCACUUUGAAUUCAAACGGGCCCCAGAGCCUUAUGACCACGCUCACUGGAGGAGGGACCCAAUAUGCUGCCUGCAUUCCUUUCCUGUCAAAGACGCCAUAAUGCAGAAGGCCCGGGAAUGUCCAACAUGGAGCUACCACGGGGCCCAGGUAUCCCUAUAUAAUGACUUAUCCCCCAUCAUGAUGCAAGCUAGAUGGGCGCUCAGGCCAGUGACAUCAGCGCUACGAGAUCGCAACAUCACAUAUAAAUGGGGGUUCCCUUUUGCAUUACUGGCCCGUCACCAGAAUGGAUGGGCAUCGGCACGUUGGCCUGAAGAAAUGCCACGGUUCCUGGAGGAACUGGGUCUCCCACCUAUCUUGGUCACCAAUUGGGUUCUGGGGUCCUUGGAGCCAAAGCCCCGGCCACAGCGGGCCCCCCUCCGCCCUGACGGCGCCUGGAUCCUGAGGACCCGGAGGAGUAAGUAA
This is a messenger RNA of Pelobates cultripes (western spadefoot toad), 819 nucleotides long. The record is from the annotation of a GenBank genome assembly. Lineage: Eukaryota; Metazoa; Chordata; Amphibia; Anura; Pelobatidae.